AUGUCUCAUCCAUUUCUUGAUGCAGGAUUAGGCGGUCUUGCUGGUUAUGAAAUUGGACGUCAUACUGGCUUUGGUAGUCCACUUAUUGAUGCAGGACUAGGUGCUUUCGCCGGCUAUGAACUUGGAAAUUAUUUUGGUGGUGGUGGUUUCGGUGGUGAUCCAUAUGGCGGAGGAUUUGGUGGUGGAUAUGGAAAUUCAUAUGGAUAUGGUGGUGGAUAUUGGUAA
Adineta steineri is the source of this 225-nucleotide messenger RNA. The record is from the annotation of a GenBank genome assembly. NCBI's taxonomy places the organism in Eukaryota, Metazoa, Rotifera, Eurotatoria, Adinetida, Adinetidae.